This is a messenger RNA of Panonychus citri (citrus red mite), 2686 nucleotides long. RefSeq names its product histone acetyltransferase KAT2B-like. The record is from RefSeq and is a predicted model, not a curated record. Lineage: Eukaryota; Metazoa; Arthropoda; Arachnida; Trombidiformes; Tetranychidae. The coding region runs from base 707 to 1825 and encodes 372 amino acids. Gene Ontology annotation, cellular component: histone acetyltransferase complex. Gene Ontology annotation, molecular function: protein binding; histone H3 acetyltransferase activity. Gene Ontology annotation, biological process: chromatin remodeling; positive regulation of transcription by RNA polymerase II. The transcript has a single exon.
UUUAAAGAGAUAAUAAAGUCAGACCCAUGCAAUCAUGCUUGUUAAUUAACACUCAAUCACUAAACUGGCCGUUCAGAGUCCAAUUGGACCUCCAGGUCACUCUGAAGUUCAGUCUAUGAAAAACUAAGCGGAGGAAAUGACAGCAAAUUUUAGCUUUUUUUCCGCUUUUGUUUUCAAUUGUUUCGUUUUAAAUCACAAUCAACAGGAAACCGAAAAGAAAUAAUUUCCUUAUUUUUGAACAAAACAUUUCUCUUUACCUAUGGCACUGUAAUAAUCACAAUUUAAGGAAAAUUGAUCCAACCCAAAGUGAAAUUUGUAUAUACUCAGUGACUCCUUUUCUUAACCAUCAUAUGAACAACAAUGUAACCAUUUAAAUUGUCAAGUUCCCAUUUAGAUCUUGAUUCAAGAUAACAUGUCAACUAAUUAGGUGAUUAUGUCUAAUUGUUGCUAUUAAAUGGUUGAAUAUCUGCUUGGGACACUCGUUAAUUUCCCAUAGAGAUUUGCCUUUUAAAGACAAAAUGAUCAUGCGUGAUUCUUGAUGUUUGUUUACUUUUCUAUGUUAUUGUUUUGAUUUUGUGUCUUUUUAAUAUUUACGUUUUUUUCUCAUUCCAAGUGAUUACUAUUCAAUCAGUGUUACAAUUUAAAUCUACAUUUAUCUAGUUUUCCCUGCUCUCCUUUUUUUUGGUUGGAAAAUAUUCUGUAAACAAUGGAUAUUCCUGAAGAUACAUUGAGACAAGUUUUAAAGUCAAUGAAAGAAUCUAAAUUAUCAUUGGAUGCAUUGGAAAAUAGUGCUCGUGAUGAAGCAGCUCGGACUGAGGAAUCAAAAGGAAUCAUCGAGUUUCAUAUUGUUGCCAAUUCAUUAACUAAACCAAUUAGUAAACAAUGUCUCCUUUGGUUGGUUGGAUUGCAAAAUGUUUUCAGUCAUCAAUUACCUCGAAUGCCCAAGGAAUAUAUCGCUCGACUUGUUUUUGAUCCCAAACAUCGGACAUUGGCUUUGAUUAAGGACAAUAAAGUUAUUGGUGGAAUUUGUUUCCGUUUAUUUCCAGCUCAAGGUUUCAGUGAGAUUGUUUUCUGUGCAGUUACAUCAAAUGAACAGGUUAAAGGCUAUGGAACUCAUCUCAUGAAUCACCUGAAAGAUUAUCAUGUUCAACUUGGAAUCCAUCAUUUUCUUACCUAUGCAGAUGAAUAUGCAAUUGGUUAUUUUAAGAAACAAGGGUUUACUAUUGACAUUAAACUCGCCAAAACCUCUUACCUGGGAUUUAUCAAGGAUUAUGAAGGUGCCACCUUAAUGGGAUGUCAACUAGAUUCUUCCAUUAUUUAUACACUUUUCUCUUCCGUAAUGAGAAAGCAGAAAGAAAUUAUCAGAAAAUUGAUCGAUUUGAAACAAGCCGAUAUACUAAGACAAAAUCCAAAUCUAGCUCUUCGUUGUAAUCAAUCAUCAUCAACUAAUAAUAGCGAUGGUAAUUCCUCUCGAGAUAAAAAAUUUAAAAGCAAAGACGAUGAUAAACUGUACAAUCUUUUGAAAACCGUUUUAAAUCAAGUGAAAAAUCACCCAUCAGCUUGGCCAUUCAUUAAACCUGUUGAAUUAACUGAAGCACCAGAUUAUUAUGAACAUAUUAAGAAUCCAAUGGACCUGAAAACCAUGUCAGAGAGAUUGAAAAGUCGCCAUUACUCCAAUAAACGUAUUUUCAUCUCCGAUAUGACUCGAAUAUUCACCAAUUGCCGAACUUACAAUGCAAUGGACACCGAGUAUUACAAAUGUGCUAAUGUCCUGGAAAGAUUUUUCAUCAGCAAAAUGAAAGAAGCAGGUCUAUGGGAAAAAUGAUCGAUUCGAUUCCCGCAAACAACAAAAUUCAUCUUCUAAUCAACACACAAAAAUGACUAAAAUUGCAAUUAAAAGACCUCAUCUCUAUGAAAAAGCUCAUCUACCUGCCCAUUCACUAAUAUAAAUAUUUAUAAAUUAUAACAAUACAAACAUAAUUUAUGUAAACUUUCAUUGCUCACCCAUAAUCACUUUUUGCAAACCAUGGAAAAAGAAAGUUAAUUGUCAAUUGGAAUUAUGGUUUAACCUCAUAUAUCAAUGAUCUCCUAAACCUUUGGCUACGAAAUAAUAAUUUGGAUGGAACCUCAAUUGAUCUCUGAAGUUUUCUUUGUCAUCUUUAAACUUCAUAAACAAAACAAUCAACCAUUUAAUCAACUUUUUAUUCAAAUCCAAGAUCACUUUUAAUUCAAGUCGAGAGUAACAAUUUGAAACAUAAUCAUCUUAUUAUCACUUUUACAAUUAGUUCAUUUGGUGGGACAUCAAACAAAUUGAUGAUUAUUACGUUUUCGAUAGUGUUUUAAACUUUUCGUUCCCAUUGGAAACAUGAUGAACACAAAAUAAUUAAUCUCCACCCUAAAUAACCUUAAUUAUCUGAAUUAACCUUUUUUUACUUUUAUAUUGUUUACAUUAUUAUCCAUCUCAUCUAUUUUACGUAUACCUCGCAAAGAUGAUAAAUAUAAUAGUUAAUUAUAAUAUAUAAACACAAUGUAUAUUCAAUUAAAUGUACUAAUCUGAUGACAAUCAAGACCCGAUCUCUUCCAAAUUAAGACAAUCAACUUAAGUUGAAAGUCCAAACAAAUCAAUGGACAAGUUGAUUCGAUUAUACCAAUUGACAGAGAAAUAAAUUCAAUCAGAAGAAAAUUA